AUGGCGGGCAUACUUGGCUUCAAAGUCGCGCUCUGCUUCGCAUACUUCCGAAUCACAAAUAGAAACUCACGAGUUGCAUACAAACGCGUCAUCUGGGCCUGCAUGAUUUUCUCAAUUCUCACACAUAUUGGUGGCAUACUUGUGCUUUUCUUCCAAUGCUCACCAAUAAGGAAGUCUGUGCGGCCCCGUAUUGCUGGAAAAUGUCUCGACAACGCCAUCACCUUCUAUGUCCUCGCGGCGAUCUCUAUCAUCUGCGACCUAAUCAUUUUCCUGCUUCCGAUUCCAUUGUUGUUAAAGGUGCAGAUCAACACGAGACGAAAAGUUGCGCUAAUCGCGAUCUUCCUGCUCGGAUUAUUCACCACUCUCUGUUCCAUCAUGAGAAUGGUCCAGAUCAGUGUUAUUUACAAGACUGGAAACUCGACCAUGUUGGUUCUUUGGGGAACAAUCGAGAUGAAUGUUGGUAUCUUCCUCACAAGCCUACCAUCCCUGACCCCACUCUUCACCUACUUCUCAAACAAGGCGAAAACGAGCAGCUACGGAAUGUCCUCUUAUGGCAAAGGCCGAUCCGCCAGUAACACGGAAAAUUCAGCUGUCUCUCAACAGACCUCAGGGAACUACGUCUACGGAGGUCCCACAACUGUAGAAAGGUCGGAUUCACAAGAGCACAUAAUAUCAAAUACAGAGAAAGGCAUGACCAUUACGAAGACGACGGAGAUACAAGUUCAGCGCUUGCACGACAGUAUUGGUGCUACCAAUCACAAGAGUUGGUCAUGA
This is a messenger RNA of Lithohypha guttulata, 774 nucleotides long. RefSeq lists its product as uncharacterized. The record is from RefSeq and is a predicted model, not a curated record. Bases 1 to 774 code for a protein of 257 amino acids. The transcript is spliced from 2 exons. Lineage: Eukaryota; Fungi; Ascomycota; Eurotiomycetes; Chaetothyriales; Trichomeriaceae.